AGUCUCCAUCCCAGUGGCUAGCAGUAAGUGCGUACCUGCUUCUCUCUCUCUCCCUCUCUUUCUAUCUGCCUCUCUCUCUCUCUUUUUUUUUCUUCAAAAUUACUUGCACUGCAAAAUCGUGCUCCCGGUACCGGACGAGUUGUUUGAUCAGGCCGGUCACAUUCCGCACAAGAAAAAAAAAAAAAAAAAGGCGGUUGAAACUGAGGUGCUGGGCAGACCUUCAUGUCAUAACAAAUACCUAGGGCUCCUAUAGCUCCUCCUACACCAGUUGUGUCCACGUCGUCGACGCUUUUUCUUUUUUUUUUUUUUUGAGGUUCGGGAGAAAAAAGCGGAAGCAAGUCGCUAGGACGCCCUCCGUUUUCGAAUCAUUGAUAUGCAAGAGCAUCCGGCUACUGGACAGUUGUAGUAGUGACCUGGCCGGAAUCGAUGAUUCGAAUCCUUUGCGGCCCUACAGCAGAAUUCAGAAUUCCAGUUGAACAGUUUCUUUUGCGGCUGGAGUCCCCCCCUUUUUUUUUUUUGAACGUGCUGUGAUUGUUGCUCACGAUGGCCGGUUAUGCGCUGGGCUUGUGCGGAAGAGCCGCAGCCACCGCGGCUGGAAUCCGAGAUCAUUUCAGUGACGAGUCUUCAUCCGCCUCUUGGAUGGUACUGCCACCCUAUCCGCAUCAUCAAUAUCCUGGCGGUCCGGGAAGUUUAACGGCAGCGGCGGCCGCCGCCGCUGCCAUGGCCGGAUCGCUGGUUGGCCACGCUAGUAUGGGACACCAUCAUUCAGCCGUUGCGGAUUACUCAGCGUUGGCCACAUCGCUCCAGCAGCAGCAACAGCAGCAGCAACAACAGCAACAACAACGUCGUUCGCCUCUCUCUUCCGCUGCUUACACGCAUUCAUGCAUAUUGGAGAUGCGUAAAGAGAAAUCAAGAGAUGCGGCUCGAUCCCGUCGCGGCAAGGAAAACUACGAGUUUUACGAAUUGGCGAAGAUGUUGCCUCUGCCGCCAGCCAUCACGUCUCAGCUGGACAAGGCGUCCAUCAUCAGAUUGACCAUAUCAUUCCUUCGGCUCAAAGAUUUCUCCAGUAAUGGCGAUCCACCGUGGAUCAAGGAGUCCCUCUCAUCCAUCACAUCAGCCCAUUCGAGUUCUUCGUCACAUGGAUCGUCAUCGACAACGUCAUCUACGACGGGAUCUUCUUCUUCGUCGUCAAACAAGGCCAACAAAGGCAAUAGUCGUUCGAGAUCCCAUCAGAAUCAUCAACACAAUCAGCAUCACCAUCAACACGCACAUCAUCAAAUGCAGUUGCACCAACAUCAGCAUCCUAAUUCGAUACCGGCCAGUGUUCACGUAGAAUUGUUCGACCAACACCAAGGAACGCACAUCUUGCAAAGUCUGGAUGGUUUCGCGUUCUCGCUCGGUUCCGACGGCCGAUUUCUUUACAUCUCCGAAACUGUUUCCAUCUACUUGGGCCUGUCGCAAGUCGAGAUGACUGGUAGCAGCGUCUUCGAUUACGUUCACACGGCCGAUCAUGCAGAAUUGGCCCAACAAUUGGGCCUAACAUUGGCCACCAAUCAGGCCCAUCAUUCAGCCAGUUCUUCCGGGACGAGCUCUUCCCAACAAUUGCCACCGUCGCCCGCUUCCGGCACUGGAAGUGUCGACGAUGGAAGCUGUUGCAUGAAUCCUGAUGUAACAUCACUAAUGAGUUUGGAAAGCAACUCGGCCUACCAGGGCCUCGAUCGUUCGUUCUGUAUUCGAAUGAAGUCGACGUUGACCAAACGUGGCUGUCAUUUCAAAUCAUCCGGCUACAGGGUGGUGAUGGUCCUGUGUCGACUUCGACCGCAAAGCCAAGCGUAUACUGCCAGCAAAUCCGGUGUUGGGCAACCGAACAGUGGGACGCCAGGCCAGAACCAACCGGUUCCUCUACUUGGAAUGAUUGCCAUGGCCAUCGCUCUACCACCGCCUACCGUUCACGAAGUUCGGCUUGAGCCGGACAUGUUUGUUACACGCCUAGCAUUUGAUUUGAGAAUCAUUCACUGCGAGCCUAGGAUUGCUGAGCUUUUAGAAUUCGUAGCCGAAGAUCUGACUGGCCGGAGUCUCUACACUUUGUGUCACGUGGAAGAUGUCCGUCUGUUGCGCAAGGCCCACACAGAUUUGAUGCACAAAGGACAAGUUAUGACACCCUAUUACCGAAUCCUUAAUCGACAUGGAGGAUUUACUUGGAUUCAAUCGUGUGCCACUGUAGUCUGCAACUCGAAGAACGGCGACGAGCAGAGCAUUGUCUGUGUCAACUACGUCCUCAGCCGCACGGAAAUGAAAAACCUGGUGGUGGAUCAAUGCCAACUGGAUUCAGCACCUAGUCUUCCCAUGAAAUCCAACGUUUUCAAGACGGAUCACGGAGCGGUGGACGUCCUGCAAAGUUCGCCGGAAGAGUCGAGUUCGGAAUGCUCUGAAUCGUUGCCGAAAAAUGGAGUGACGUUGAGCGAUCCGCACAGAUCGUCCGUGCAGAGCUCUGAACAGAGUCGACCAUCUUCCGAAGUUGAAGUAGAGGUCGUCAACGCUCCGCCGGAAGAAUCCGUUUCGUCAGGAAUGCGGAAUCGCGCGUUGCCUGGCCGACCGCAUCACCAUCGAUCGGCUAAACGAAAAUACGACGAGUUGGGCACGGUUUCAGCAACCAGCGACAGUGCCAUGAUCGGCCUUGACACCAACCAUCAGCAUCAUUCAACAGACAAUUCGAGUAGCAACGAGAGCGUAUCCAUUCAGGAUCAUCACCACUCGAACGCAAUGACGGAUCAUCAAAGCGAAGUUGAUGUGGCCCGCUGGAAGAGGCUUUACGCCGGAACCAUGGAAAAUGAUUCCCUUCAGGAUCGGGAUCUAGAUGGAAGUGGGAUGAACGGAAGCACUACAGAUUUUAGUACAGAUGCCCUACUGUCUAACGGGAAGCCACGGUCGACUAUUCAAUGGAUCGGCACACCGCCAGUACCAUCAGGUUCGUCUUCAGCGGCUGCAACGGCCGCUGCCCUGUCGGUACCAUCGUUGUUACGUCAGCUGUACGCUAGCAGGGAAAGCGUCAUACGCGCUAACGUGCACGCAGCUGCGGCCGCAGCAGCUGGACGCGCCCAGUCCAGCUAUUUCUCCAACGGUGAUACACUGUCGACGACGCCGACUGGUGUCCCCGUAGGCAACGAGUACCCCGGUGACGUGUUUCCACCUACCUCCUCUCAUUCUUACCAUUCCGCAUCCGCUGCAGCCGGAAGCUUUCUACCGGAGUACUUACCAGCCAUGACUCCUCCUUCGUCUGUGUCACCUCGCGAUGCGGCUGCAGGUGCAUUGUUUGCUGCCGAGGCUUCGUUACGUCAUUCGGCGUACAGUGGUCUCACCUCGGCGGAGUCUUCUUACACUGCCAAUCCGACACAGCCACUGGCGUUGAAACCUCAUCAUCACGUUCACUACGGUCACGGUUCUCUCGAGCAUCACCAUCACGCCCACCACCACCACAAUUCGGCCGGAGCCCAUCAUCAAUAUGCUUCCGUCCAGCCUCUCGUUUCAACCGAUGCUGGCCAAUUCUAUUCUCAUGCACCUUCUGGCUUCCAUCUGUACCAUCCGCAGGUGGCCAAAUCCUCGUCAUCAUCCUCAGUCAACAACUCUGCAACAUGGUACCCCAAUUGACCUGUGAAUUCAGAUGACCUCUGGCUUUGUUUACAAAAAGGUUUAUUCGUUUCAAAGGAGACUGAGUUUGGUUUGAUUGAGAGUCUGAAUAGAUGUAGAUUUAUUGGAUAGGUGUUCAUCGACGGUCUGCGUUAACUGUUUUUUGUUUCAAUUUACAUGAAUUCCAUUGACGGGUCAUGCUUUCUUGCCUACACAGCCACCAAACAGUUCCCGUUGCGUAUUUAAAUAAUAAUAAAAAAAAAAAAAAGAAAAACGACAGACAGUAAUAACCAACGUCCCCUUGAAGUAAUAACAUUCCGGCAGCAUUCGUAUGAUUUGGAUAUGUUCAGUGACUAGUCUUUGUUCCGUUAAAAUUUCAACGUAGCCAGUUAUAUCUUGGACAGCAUAUAAUGUCGUGCUAAAAAUCCUUCUCUACAAAAAUUUGUACAGUACCGUUUUAUUCCAAACAGUUCCAGGCUGUUAGGUUUUCCCCCUUUGUCAGUCACACCGGACUGAUAAAAAAUUGUUUGAUUUUCUUUUUCCCCAUGCUGUCUUGUUAUUGAUGUGCUUUUCAUUUUGAGUAAUUCUAAUGAAGAGGAAUUGAGAUGAGAUAACAUUCGUGAAAAAUGAAUCAGUGUGCAAAUGUGCUAUAGAAAUAUUUCGUAGACUUGCAAACAGGCAUUAAGUAGAAUCUAUGAAGGUUAUUUAUUUCAUAGAAACGAUUUACGAAAGAAAGUGUUUGUUUUUGUGUCUUCCCCCGUCCUUGCCCUAUCCCGUUUGAAUUUCUAUUGAUCUUUUUGUAUACAUUUUUUUUUUCAUUCAGAUCGAAGUGUAUCUCUGGCUUCACUUGCCAUCGCCUCUUUUUAUUCGCAAUACACACACCCCUUAUGGUUUCAA
This is a messenger RNA of Daphnia magna, 4524 nucleotides long. RefSeq names its product protein trachealess (gene trh). NCBI's taxonomy places the organism in Eukaryota, Metazoa, Arthropoda, Branchiopoda, Diplostraca, Daphniidae. Gene Ontology annotation, biological process: regulation of transcription by RNA polymerase II. The coding region runs from base 544 to 3648 and encodes 1034 amino acids. Gene Ontology annotation, molecular function: RNA polymerase II transcription regulatory region sequence-specific DNA binding; DNA-binding transcription factor activity, RNA polymerase II-specific; protein dimerization activity. The transcript is spliced from 9 exons. The record is from RefSeq and is a predicted model, not a curated record.